Molecule: messenger RNA, 3826 nt
Organism: Centruroides sculpturatus (bark scorpion)
Lineage: Eukaryota; Metazoa; Arthropoda; Arachnida; Scorpiones; Buthidae
Gene: hwt
Product: SH2 domain-containing adapter protein F-like
Exons: 6
Coding region: 433-2103 (556 amino acids)
Molecular function (GO): phosphotyrosine residue binding
Source: RefSeq, a predicted model, not a curated record
CGAAUAAUAUAACAGUAUAUAAGCCUAUUAUAAAUUAUAUCUAUUUUAUUUAAUUUUCUGAUUCGUGUUUACGUUAUGUUACGUCCUUUAAUCAAUAAUUUAUAGAGAUAAAUAUUAUAGAAUUUAUUAAAACAGUCAGACUAAAGUACAUUGACUUGCGAUUAGAUUCAUUUCAUUCAAUAAUAUUUACAAAUAGAAGAUAUAGAAAUAUAGAAUCAUAAUACUUUUAUAAUUAUUUAAAUAGCUGUUACAGAUGUAGGCCUAAUAGAUGAAUGCUAACGUAACCAAAACUUGUGAAAUGUUAUUAGAAUGUAAAGCGAUUCUGGAGCUUCUCCGGACUGUUUCUUCUUCCAUUAAAAAUUGACCGAUGCCAAUAUUUACUUAAGGGUUGGCCCGUCACUCUACUCUUGUUUACAUAGAACUACGGUGGAGAUGUUGUUAGUUUAUCAAGAGUAUAGCGAGCCGUUAGACCUACGAACGGAUUCGGACGAAGCGGAUUACACGCUGCCGACAGACGAAACCUAUUACAGUCAACCCUGCGACCUACCUCCCGACCAGGAUGACAACGUUCAUAAAGAAGACGAUGAUUACUACGAGGAGGUGAGCACGUGCAAUUGUCACGACGAGGAUGAGCGACCGGCUGACGAAUACGAUGAGCCAUGGGAAUGGAGUGUCGGGCGACAUUUUGCCAGCAGCCUGCAAAUAUCGCCUACUCGGCCAUUGAGUACAGACGAAUCGUCCUCAGUAGCUGAAGAAACAAGAGGAGACGACGACGACAUGACUACGCGACAAAGGCAUAUUUACGAGACGGCCUUCGACAGUAGAGUGAAGAGGGAAGUGGAAGACAUCGAUCGCUUAGCUCAGAGUCCCGUCCUUCACAGUGACUAUCUAAGGACCAGGUUGGGAUCGGGAGACGGGGCAGGACUACGCAUCAUCUCCAGACCGCCGUCUAGCACGGGUAGUUGUUCGUCGUCCAGUACGCCGACGCAUCAGCCUCGCGUCCUCAGGGAGUCGCCACGCUUGGCUCCACGACCUUUUCCGCCUCAUCUGACACCGACCGAAAAGAGAAAAGUCACCCUGGUUAGGGAUCCGUCGUCGUCGCCCAAAGCGCAUCACAUCCGCGUUACGGCCAGCGUCGAACCUUUACCGAGGACUUUGCUCAAUAAUCAGAACGGUUCUCCGUUCGUUACCAAGAAACCCAUUCACGGUCAUCAAGGUAUUAAAGUGUUACCAUCCGAACCAUGCAAAAAUAAAAAUUCUACCUCCAACGAAACGCACCGACCUGAAAGGGUAACGAACGGCACCAAUUUAAAGACCACCAAAGACAUGGACCAAUCGUCGGUGAGUUCAGACUCGCCUAAUAACGUGCCCAGAAAAGUGGCGGCUCUGGAAAGCACCCGGUUUCCCUGUCACGCAGUCAGUUCGGGGGAAGCGCAGAGUCCCCGGAACGAUAACAGGCCGUCGGACGAUUACGAUCCGCCUUGGGAGUAUCCGAAAUUGACUAACGGCAUCACCACAGCCGUGACGUCGGAACCUCGUCACGACACAGAGACUAACUCCUCGGGAAACACCGAAUCCGCGUCGAGUUCGUCUCCUCCACUGUCCAUUAAUAAAUCUGACGUGCCACCGUCUUUAACAAAGCCUUCAGGUCCUCCCGCUAGACCAAAUCUCAAUCUGAAUCUGAACGUUGCGAAUUCGCCCAAGAGAGCCAGACAGAAUCUAACCUUAAAUUUUGGUUGUUUUGCUCUGAGUGUCGUUGGAGAGAAAGUGGAUCCAAGUAUACCACUGGAGAAACAAGGGUGGUAUCACGGAUCCAUCAGCAGGUUAGAUGCCGAAAAUUUACUGCGCGUGUUGAAAGAAGGCAGUUACUUAGUGAGAAACAGCGAAAGUUCGAAGCAGGAUUAUUCGUUGUCUUUGAAGAGCGCCCGAGGCUUCAUGCAUAUGAAGAUCGUCCACAACGACGGUCGGUUCAUCUUGGGUCAGUUCAGCAAGCCGUUCGCCAGCAUUCCGGAGAUGAUCCACCAUUACUCCAUCAACAAACUGCCCAUCAAGGGGGCGGAACACAUGUCGCUUCUCUACCCCGUCAUCGACCAACUUCUGUAGGAUAUAUACGGGCUUCCCGCUCUAUUCUCGCCGUCUCUCCUAAGGAGAGUAGCCGUAGUUUAGCCACUUUUCUAGAUUAUCGCCGUUGUUAAAAACGAAUUGCGUGCGUGACCGUUCCACGUCUAGUUUUUAUCUUACGGUCCGUAACCGUGCCAUAGUUCUUCUGUCGUAGGAUGGAGGUGACCGAUUAUACCUUUUUCCCUAAAGGAGGUACUCGCCCGGCGGGAAAGACGACCUUUUUCUUUUCACAAUUAAAUCCUUUAGAUGUGGUAGUUUCCCUCAUUUGGGCGGACAAGCAUACCCCCAAGAAGAUUCCAACUUUUUCGCUCUCUCUCGUCUAAUUGGCUAUCGCUCUAAUUAAGGCAAAGCCAUUAACGAGUGAUGGCGGUCGAAUGCCAGCAAAGUUUGAAUAAAAUCGCCUCUUCUUCCUUCGAACGGCGCUUGCUCGGUCGCCGUCCCGCGGCGAGUUGCCUCCCUGGCAGUCGAGGGUUCACCUCCUCCCGUACUUAGCUCCGUUCGUACGGUUGUGGUCGUAUUUUUCGUCAUUCCUAUUUUUGACUACGUAAAUAAAAACGAUACACGUAUGUAUAUAUACACACAUACGUCAGCAUCUCGACCACGAGAAUCUAUAUAGGUAUGUGUAUGUAUAUAUAUAUAUAUAAAUAUAUAUAUAUUUACACACGCAAACACACGAUAAACAAAUAGUCUCUAGCUUGGUGUCUAACACUCUACGUACUCGUACGCUCCGGUGUGUCGGAGAAGAAAGACGUCGACCCGGCACAACUCGAAGGGGAAGGCCCUCGGACCCGUAGAGUGUCCGAAGGCCUUCCGAUGGUCGAGAGCGUCUAGUGGCGGGUGGACGGGUAGCGAGGUUGGACAGGUGCCUUACUUUGGUGCCAAGUUAACACAAACACAAUUUCCUCCUACAGAGAUUUGUACUUUUAUCGAAACGUUCGUAUGUGUCGGUGCGUGAAUGGAAAUCCACCGCUUCGAACCGAAGGACCUUUACGUGGAAAUCUUUAAAAGUUGGUGCUAUUUGCAGGGGGCGGAGUGCAUCUUAUUCGUUGUUAGAGAGUCGAGUGGUGAGUGAAUGGCCGAGACGGUAGCCGGUGCCAAUUUCGAUCCGUGUUGUUACGUUUUGUUUGUGUCGAUAUUUAACAAAGAGAAAAAGUACUUAUUUGUUGAAUCCACUUCUCCCAAUUCCCGAAUCGAGCUUAACUAUUGAUAGAAGACGAAAACGUGUUGCCGAAAUCAUUUAAUCGGUUAGGUUGUUAGUUAGUCGAGUAGACUAUAAUUAGUUACGAGUAGUUACGAGUAGACGUAAUGUUGACGGACGUCGAUGUUGUCUUUUUUUUUGUUACGUCAUCCCUCCGGUCGACGCCCUUUCCCCAGUAUCCUAUAAAUGUUAGAACCUCGUUUGUCCUCCGUCGAAAGGAUGGUAGCGCGAUUGAAAGGAAAUUUGUCAAUUGUAGGAGAAUUUCUUGUUAUUUUUUCGUGCGUGUUUUCCGAUCUGCUUAUCGACGUUAUUGUGAGAGAAUUAAAGGGAGAGAGACCAAAAGUCCGACAGUUACUCGGACGUGGCGUUGGCGGAAUCGGCUCCUCCCAGUCCCGUUCCUGUACAGAACCGUGAAUGUGACCUAUAGUAAGAUGUACGGUGAUCUGUCGACUAAAACAACAGAUCUGUAUACUUAUUGUAGAAUAAAAGAGAACGAGUUUAAAAAAA